Molecule: messenger RNA, 1876 nt
Organism: Chaetomium fimeti
Lineage: Eukaryota; Fungi; Ascomycota; Sordariomycetes; Sordariales; Chaetomiaceae
Product: Alpha/Beta hydrolase protein
Exons: 8
Coding region: 217-1707 (496 amino acids)
Source: RefSeq, a predicted model, not a curated record
CGCCACCAAACCUCAAAUUGCUACACCAAUGCUGCAUACCCGGGUCAAAUGCCGGAUGGUAGAUUAGUUGAGAUUCGUACAAGGGUACCAAGGAACAUCAACAAACCCCCCCCCCCCCCAUGUCGAGCAGCAUAAAGACGCUUAGUUGCUUUCCAUCGGGGAUAUUAGCCAAGGCUCUCCUCAUUCCUCAAGACACACAUUUUGGACAUCACGGCUAUGCGGUUUCACAUUCUUGCCUGUUCUCUCCUGCUCGCCCCCCUGACAAGGGCCCGAGAUCCGGACAGAGAGCGACCCAACCAUAAUCUCACUGUCAAAACCACCAGCGGUACUUACACGGGUUUCAUCAACUCUACGGGCCCCGAUGUGAACCAAUGGCUAGGCAUCCCGUACGGGCGGCCCCCCCUGGGGGAUCUGCGAUUUAUGCCUCCCAAGAAAGCGCCCGAUUACGGCCACGCCGACGCAAAAUCCUAUCGGCCCGUUUGCUUCCAGACCGGUAACAGGACGGGCGCUUUCUGGGAGCUUAUGCCCGAGUUCCAGAACACGGAUUCCCAGAGCGAGGAUUGCUUGUAUCUCAACAUCUGGGGUCCGCGGAAGCCCGUUCAGGCGAAGGUGCCUGUAAUUAUUUGGGUGUGCGGCGGAGGGUUUAGGGAGGGCGGCGGCCACGCGCCGUAUCAGGUCCCAGACCAGUGGAUUCAGAGGACGCAGACGCAUAUUGUUGUCACCUUCAAUUAUCGUCUCGGUAUCUUCGGCUUCCCUAACUCGCCGAUCGCUAACAAAAACGCUGGGCUGCUGGAUAUCCGGCUCGUUGUGGAAUGGCUCAAGGACAACAUUGCAGGAUUUGGCGGCGACCCCGAGCGCAUGGUUCUCUAUGGUCAGUCUGCUGGUGCCACAGCCGUUCUAUCCCAGGCGUACGCGUACCCCGAGACGCCGAUCGUCCGCGGUUUCAUUGCCUCGUCCGCCGGUAUCGGGACCAACAACCCGACAAACACUACGCUCUUUCACGACCUAGCGCAGACUGCUGAAUGCGCCAACCUUACGGGGGCGGCCGAACUCGAGUGUAUGCAAAGGAUUGAUGCGCCAGUGCUACAGCGGAAGGUCAAUGAAGCUAACACGGAUCCCAACCGCGGGGUGUUCCGCCCCAUCGCUGAUGGCGUUAGUCUCUUUGCGAACCUGACGGAGAGGCUCGAAAAAGGGUUGGUCGCUAAGCUGCCACUGAUUACCGGGUUUACGUAUAAUGAGGCGGCAGCGUUCCUACCCUUCAACAUCAACGCUACGGCACCACCGAACGGAACUGUUUCGCCGGGAGCCGGCGGACUAGCAUGCGGCGUCAGGAGCCAGAUACUUACCCGGGCCGGGUAUGGGUUUCCGACGUACGUCUAUCUGUUCUCGGGUAACUUUAGCAACAUUACGCCUCGGUAUUGGCUUGGGGGCAUGCAUAGCUCCGACAUCCCCCUCGUCUUCGGGACGCACAACCAGUUCCGCGGCAACUCGACCGAGUUCGAAUGGCAGACGAGCUUUGCAAUAGAGGCUGCCUGGGUCUCCCUGGCCGCCAACCCCUUAGCAGAUCCCCGCGACCACCUUGGCCAGAAAUGGCCCAAGUAUACAGAAGCGAGCCACCAGGUUGUCGUGUUUGGCAACGCUACAGGGCCUAGCGAGUCGUAUGUGGAGUCUGCCGAGAUCUUAGAUAUGUAUAGCGGCCCCUGUUAAUAAUGAGAGAUGUUUGAGAUAGUAUUGAGUAGCUUCUUAAUGCCCCCAGUAGUCUAUAGGCUUUAUUAGUAUUAGGACCUAGGAGGGACCUUAAGGUAUAUAAUGCUCAAGUAAUAAGGUAUAAGGAAUAUACGAGCGGUGUUUAUAUAUAUAGUGUAUAGUUUAAUAG